Funneliformis geosporum is the source of this 667-nucleotide messenger RNA. The record is from the annotation of a GenBank genome assembly. NCBI's taxonomy places the organism in Eukaryota, Fungi, Glomeromycota, Glomeromycetes, Glomerales, Glomeraceae.
UGUCAAUAAAAUAAUUGACGUUCCCGGCCAUGUUUUGCCGAUUGAUGAAGUCGAAAGAGACUGGAUCGUUACCAAGAUAUCUCCACUCUUCACUUAUCUUCAGGCAACGUUUAUAAAUAAAGUACGAUUCCAUUGGAUCGAGCAUGAUAUUGAGCCUACCCACGAACGUCUUGUUUCCGAAAACAAUAAUUCUAACAAAGGAAGGAUGAAAGCGGACAUAGUAGGAGUUCGUCUGUCAGACAACCGCCAGAUUGUGUUCCUAGAGAUGAGCGGUGCACCGACUGAUUUCUUAAAUGUUCACACAAUCGGAGACACAAGUAAAACGAUUCAAGAGAGAAUAGACUCUUUAAAUUCUAUGCUCUUAAAUUUUCUGAACUACGACAUAAGAUACAUGGAUAAAAUACGCUAUUUGACCAUUCAAGGAAUCAGGGACCGCCUUACGCUUAGAACCAUUUUCCUAAGGGGAAAGGAGGAUUACGCUGAUGAAGAAGAAUUUUCGGCGAUCUUUCCACUUAGUUGGGAUUUCCGAUUUCAAUUUCUCGAGAUAUUUAAAUUAAUGGAAUAUGUAAUAAAAUCUAUUUUAGAUUACCCUAACGUCAUCAAAGAGUUAACAAAACAUCCAGCAAAAUCGCCUGAAUUUUCCAUUCGUCAUUGUAUUUCUGAUUAA